Messenger RNA from Vitrella brassicaformis, 10655 nucleotides. The record is from the annotation of a GenBank genome assembly. NCBI's taxonomy places the organism in Eukaryota, Vitrellaceae.
CAUUUUGACAGGGAUUGAACUCACGUAUGAAGCCACUGCACGAAAGCAUCUGCCGUCGCGGAACAAGCAGCAUGCACACACGUGAAGUGAAUAAAAGCUCACAGAUACAGAUCACGCUAUGAACAAACCCGUCGGCGGCCCACUGGCCGGCCGGCCGGGUACGGUCGAAUGGGACGGACACAAAAACGAAUGUAUAGACACGCAAAUGAUGCCCUUAAAUGCACGCACAGGGAUACAAACAGCCGUCCUGUGUUGCCGAUCAUGUGGCUGUUCGGAUGCCGUCGACGGUGCUGGCGUAGUGGGCCUCCUGAUUGCACAUCGGGCACUUGAGCUGGGCGUCCCGGGCGACGUCAUCAGGCACUCGCCGCUGCAGGGCCUCCAGCCGCGCCUUCUCCCUCUUGGCCGCAUCGUGGGCCGCCGCCAUCUCACGCCAGCAACCCUCACACAGACACUUCUGCACACACACACACACAAUGAAGUCAAUGAGAUGUCAUUCUGUGUGUGGUCGCUGACCUGCAGACACGGGAAGAAGACCACGGUCGGCCGCUUGGAGAUGCACAUGACGCAGGUGCCCUCCCCGCCAUCGCCAGAGGCAGCGGCAGCGGCAGCCGUCUCCUCCUUCUCGAGUGCAGCAUGACGCACAGCGGCCUCUUUGGACAGCUCUCGCAGCUCUUGAUUGGCCUUCUUGAUGUCGCGCUUGAAGGCGUCCACCGCUGCGAUGCUCGUGAGCGACUCGAGACGAGUAGGGGUCAGCCUGACGACGGGCAAGCAAACAGACAGAGGGAGAGGCGCAUGACGGCCCGUCUGUGUGUGUCUGUGGGCCUUUGGUUACCGUUUGUUUGCCUCUUGCUGCAGUGUGUGGUGCUCUUGCUCGAGUGUCUGGAGGGCCGCCUCGGCCUUGAUGUGCUCCUCCGUCAUCCGAGAGAUGUCACACUCCAACCUGACACACACACACACACACACACGUGUGCAGGGGUAUGGCUGCUGGUUGGCAUAGGGAGCGCUCUGUCUUACUGGUCUAUGUCACAUUGGGUGUGCUCUGUGGCCUCGAGCAGCUGCUCCUCAGUCGACGACUCGUUCAGCAACACACUCAUCUCAUGACACACUGGCACGCCACACCUGAUUGACGCACACACAACGGAGCUAUCACACCAAUGGAAUGAAGAUGGCAGUCCCUCUCUCCCCAUCCUACCCGUCUGCAGAGGAGGAAGCAGCAGCAGCGGCAGCGGCCGGGGCGUUCUGUUGCUCGGCUGCGGGUGCCUUCUUGGCUUUGAGUGCGCCGCUCUGCAGCUGGUUGGCACGCCGCUCUGCGGCUACGAGCAGCUCGUCGAGCCGCUCCUCCUCGCGGCUGAUCUUGGCCUCCAGCUCACGCACUUCAGCAGCAGUGGACAAGGAUGCCAACACAUCCUGGCUCAGACUGCAUCAACAGCACACAGAACAGAGCCGCUGUGUGGGCCCUCUCCUUGUGUGUAUCGCUCACUUGGGUGUGACGUAUCUGAGUCGUCGUAUGUUUGUCUUGAGCUCCUUGACGCGGUCGGUCGCCCGCCGACGGGCCUCAAGCACAUCGCCGUACUGAGCCUCCAGACUGCUCACAGGCAUGGACGAUACACAGACCAACACGCGACAGUGUGGCUGCGUCAAACACAUACACGGCCGUGUGGUGUCCGUCUGACCUCUCCUUCUUGUCGAUGGCGUCAUUCAGCUCAGCCCGCAGCUGAGCCACGCCAUCAGCCGGAGGGAAGCUGCACACACAUUGGCCACACUGUCAGCGAAAGGCCACACAGCGGACCGAUUGUGUCUGCUGCCUUACUCAUCCGGUCGGGUUGACGGCUGGGCUGUGGAGGGCCGGUCGGCCGGUGUGGUGCUGACCGUCGAUGGGACCGGCGGGUCGACAAACGAUGACCUGAUGGAUGGAUGGAUCACACACACAACACGGCACCAUCAGUUGAGUCCAUGUGGUUAAGGGCCCUCUGUGUGACUUACGAUGAGCUGAGCGGCUGGUAGUAAGGGUCAGCCAACAAGUGGCUGGCCGGUGCGCCAUCAGCAGGCCGGAGGGCGGUGGAGGGAAUGGGCGGGGGGCCCAUGUCAUCCGGAGGCUCAUGGCUAAGGAGAUGUUGCUGCUGGUGGUCACUCGGGGCGUCAAACAGGGCCGGCUCGACACUGCAGACCACACAAGUACAGAUGUGUCGACGUGAAGGUGUCGGCGGGCCUGUCUGUACCUGUCGUCAUGUGUGUCUGGCGGGCAGCUCGGCGUAGCAGCUUCAUCCGUCGCAUCAUCUACCUCUUGAGUCUCGUGCUGUGUGUUGUUACCACCCUCAGUCUCCCCACUGGCUGGCUCGGCCUCUGCUUGCUGAGCCGCUGCCGUCAAACGCUAAAGGCAAUGACACACACAAAAAUGUCAGGUGUCAUGGCUUCAUGUGCAGGUCUCCGUGAGAGCAGCAGUACCUUGAGUCUCUUCUGUUCUCGUUUCCUGGCCGCCCUCUCCUCCUUCUCACGCUCCAUCUUCUUCUCACGCAGCAGCUCGGCCUCGGCAGCCUUCCGACGCGACUCGAGAUGAGCAACCAACACAUCCACACACAACUGACCAUACAACAGACAAGUAGACGGACAACCUGUCACUGGUGCGCCUUGAUGCCUGCUGGCUGACCUUACAGCCAAAGUUGCGUGCGACGUCGGGUGCUGUCAGCCGAACCUUGUUGACCGCCUCAGCGUCGACUCCCUUCGCGAGGAGCCACUCGAUCAUCCUAGACCACCCAUUGAUGGCCUCCAGGUGCAGCAGAGAGUUCCCCUGCCCGUCACGGCAGUGGAUGUUGAGCACGGACCCCUUCCUCCGCCCUCCCUUGCCCUUGGUCGGUGCGCUCCGCAUGAGACCGUGGCGAUCGAGCACCUCCAGGGUGGCCACUGCACGCGACUGCAGCGCCUUCUCCUUCGCCUCCCUUGUCGCUAUGCCAACCGCCUCCUCUUCUCCCCCCUCUUGCACUUGUGAAUCGGCACACUUGCCUUUGCUGGUGGCCUUCUUGCGGCUCUUGCGGCUGCUGACCUUGGGCUGUGGAGGGGGCUGGGAAGCUGUCACACAAGAGUCUCAACACGAGCUGAUCUGGCUCAAUCGAUCACUAAUUCACCUUCGGUAUCUUGGCUGUCUUGCGGCAGCUCCUCCGGUGCCCCGACGCAGGCCAGCUGAAGGAGAUUCAUGCCCGCAUGAAAGUCUCCCUCAGAGCGGACUGAUGGGUCGGCAUGCGGCUGCCGCAGAAGGAAGUCGAGGACCUCAGGAGCAUGCUCAAAGGCAGCGGCGCCUGAGGACCCGAAGUCAGAUUGGCAUCCAUCUGGCAUUCCUCCUCCUGUCUUGCCUUUCUCAAGGGGGCUCACCGACUGCAGAUGUAGACACUUCUUGUCCGCUCUGGCCAUUCUCAGCCACGAGGCCCAUCUCGUUGACGUCGGUAUUGUACUCGACCAACGACUGCACACAGUCAGACAGGCAGACGGACGCAUGAGGCGGCUAAGUGAUCUCAUGCAGCCUACUUGAGUGCCUACCUUCACGAUCUGCAGCACAGAGGGAGCAUCAUACGAGAUUGCCAGGAUCGCGUCGAUCAGCAAAGGCCUCCGCACAUAACCUGAGCCGGGACGGAUCUUCCUUGGCUCUGUUAUGUGGCUCUCCACUUACGUCCGAUGAGCCGCUCGCUCUCGAAGGGCUCGACGCUGGCGAGCGUUAGAUCACGCCAGUUGAGAAUCUCCCCGCUCGCCGUCCGCACCUGGCCCACCGGCAGCCCCUCGCUGCCGCCCUCGGUCGGCUUGAUGAAGUUAUCCCGCAGCAGUGCCUCGAGCGACCCAGCCGAGCCGUGGACAGCACAAGAGUGGAGGGCCUGCUUGAGCACGAGGCCGUUCAUGUAGGUGAUCAUGGGCUUGGGCAGCGAUGAGAGCGGGGAGUGGUCCUCCUUGAGAUCGACACGCUUGCGCCGCCCCUCUGGCGUCAGCAGGUCGUGUGCGCACGCCUCCCGCACCGCCCUCGCCGUGGCCUUCAUCUGCACCACUCCCUUGGUCGCCGCCUCGCGCAGCUCCUGCCUCUUCUUCUCUUGCGCCGUGGGUGGUGGUGGUGCCUGCACACUGCCGCCCUCCUCCAUCCCAACAGCUGCAGCUACCUGCAUCCAGCCAUCCAUCCAUGAAGAGAGUGUGAUGUGUGUAUGACCGUGUGUGUAUGUGGCGGUGCUUUGCUUGCCGUGGCCUUGGAGGAUCUCUUGCCGGCUGCGUGGCCCGGGUGGGCCGCGAGAUGCCUCAACAGCACGGCCUCGCACUCCUGCGAAACAUGCCAGAGCGUAUUCGCUGCCACAGCUCAUUGGACGCCAUUUCCUUAGCUGACCUUCCGGCCACACAUGCGUGCGAUGUCGAGUGGUGUUAGUAGCAUUCCGUCCCGGGCGUAGCUGUUGGUAGCCCCAGGGUCGGCCCCCUUCUGCAGUAGCCACUCGACCAGGCUGGGCCAGCCACGGAUGGCGGCAAGGUGCAGAGGCGUGUCGCCCUCCCGGUCCCUGCUGUUGAUGUCGAACAUGCCGCUCUCCUUCUCGCCGUGCUUGAUCAGUCCCUCCGCAUCAAGGACCUCUAUGGUGGCCACGGCCUGCCGCUGUUGCAUGUCCUCUCGCCCCGGUGCCGAUGUGUGUGUGGGUGUGUGUGGGGACGUCUCGGUACGCGGGCCCAGGCACACCAGCUGCAGCAGGUCAUAACGAUCGGGGACGCAGAGGCCUGACGUGUCAGGAAGCAAAGGCAGAACGUCAUGUGUCGAGAUGUGUGGUCUGUGUUACCUACCGUUUCCGCACUCAAAUCUCACGACUGACGGGACUGACGGGUCGGCACCUGCCUCACGCAGGAGGAAACGAAGGAGAUCAGGACGGUGCCAACUGGCAGCCGCACCUGCACACACACAGAAGGGGCAAAGGCACAGAGACAAUGCAGUGAGGCUGUGCUCUCGAGUCAUCUCCUCCUUUGCGGGUCAGUACCAGCUGCAGACGUGACGAGUGUGCGCCAAGAAGGGACAGGCCGUCGUGCAUUCACGUCGGCAUUGUACGCCAGCAGCGUCUGCAUAGCUCACAGACACAUAGAGGCUUCCAUUACACGCAACCAGCACGGCAAGCUCAGGGUGUACCUGCAUUAUCUCUACGGGUGCGUUGGCCACGGCCGCCUGCACAGGGAGGGGCGCCCUCGCAUACACUGAACAUGCAAACAGGCAGAAUCAGCACACACACAUGCAACAGGAGCCGGUCCGUCCGUCCGUCUGUCUGUCUGUCUGUCGUCUGUCUGUGUCGUUGUGCACCUUCUACAGCGACGGCAUUGAGGGGUUCGUCCAGGUACAUGAGCGACGAGUCGAGAGCAUCCAGUGACAGAUCGCUCCACUUGAGCACCCUCCCGUCACUCUUGGCCCGCACCUCACCCGCCCUCAGCUUCUUCUUGUCCUUCUCGGUCGGCUUGACGAGCGCCUCCCUCAGUAGCACCUCGAGCGACCCGACCGCCCCGUGGACCACACACGCCUGCAGGGCGUGGCGGAAGAGCAGCCCGUCCAUGAAGGACGGGUCGAGGUAGCAUGAGAUGGGCAGCUGGGAUAGCAGCGAGUGGCCCUUCUCCAGCUGCACAGUCUUGCGCCCCUCUGCCGGCACCAGCUCGUUUUCUCCGCACAGCUCCCGCACCGCCCGCACCAUGGCCUUCGUCUUCUGGCUGUUGUAGUUCAUCCUCCCGAGGCUCUCCUGCUGCUGUCCAUCCAGCCGCGCGAACAGGGGUGAUCCAUUGCCGGCAACGCCCUCCUUGCGCCCUGAGUGCCUCUCGUUGGCAUCGCCCCCGUCCUCACCAUCCGAUCCAUCGUCGCUGUGCGGCGGCCCGCGAGCCGUGUGCUUGGUGUCCGCCGAUGAUGUGGGCCCGUCGGGCGCGCUGAUGGUGCCGCCGAGAUGGGCCGGGAAGACGAAGGGCGACGAGCUGCCGACAAGGGAAGGGGCCUUGCCCUGCUGCUGGGGGAGGUCUCUGUCGUGCUGGGGCAAGAGAAGGCCUGGCUCUCGCUCAUCCUCCUCGUGUGAGUGGCUGGAGUGCGUCUUGGGUGCCGGCUGCCCCCGGACGGAGUGGAGCAGGUUGAUGUUCCCCUCCAGCAGAGCCGGUCGCUGCGUCGCCGUCGUCACACUCGCGGCCGAGGAAUGCACACCAGACGCGUCGUCUGUCUGCUCGCCGCCUUCCGUCUCAGCCAGCUCGUCCCUCUGCCGCACCAUCUUGCCCAUCGCCUGCCGCCUUGCCGGCCUGUCCAUCCCUGCUGUGUCCUUGCUGCCCAGCAGUGAGCUUGGGCUGUCGUCAUCCUCAGAGCUGUAAUCUCCCUCGAGCAGACCACCAUACCACGCUUCAGCCGAUGGCCAGGCCGCCGCAGAUGAGGACACACCCUUGGCCGUCGAAGGCUCGACAUCGACGGACGGCUCAUCAUCCUCCAGCCUGGGGCUGAGGAUCGGUCUACUGACGUCAGGGGCGUCCUGCUGGCGCCGAGAGGGAGCGGUGGGCAGUGAGAGCAGCUUGGUCGGUUGGUCCUCACUUGCUGGCGCUGGUGUGGGUUGAGAGGCUGGGGCGGGUGGAGGGGGCCCGGAUGGCUGGGAGGCGGGGCUGCAAAAAAGCAACUCUGCCUCCUCCUUGAGGCGCUCGUAUGCCUUCAUGACAACCUGCCAGCCGCCGGGUCCCUGUGAAGCGAACCUACCCACAGACAUCCACCACACACAUCAUGAGGCAUGCAUGCCCUGGUGGCUGACCUUGUGUUGUGCAUCAAUUUGUCUUCCUCACCGUGCUACGUAUUUCCAGCAGGCCUCCUCGAGCCUCUUUCUGCUCUCCGCGUCAGCACCGGCCGACACUAUCCGAUCCACAUGCUGAGUGACACACAGGACGGCUAGAGACUCAUUCCUGUCUGGUUGAUUCUUCGUGUGUGUCCCUACCGCUCCGACGUCAUGCAGGAGAAUCCGCGUUACGCUGAGCGCGUAAGUCUCGUCUAAUGAUGUGGUCAGGCGGUUGAGGGCCGAGACGGCCUCCUUCUUGGGCCGCAGGUAACGCCUACAUACAUGCACACACGCACACAUUCACAAAUCAGAUGAUGUGCAUAUCCGACGGUGUGCAUGGGAGCUGUGUGUGGUGUGGCCCACUUGCAGGCCUUCUCGAGGUCAUUGUCGCUCAUGGCAUGACAGCUGAUGGAGGUAGGGAUGUCCUCGAACGCUCGUCCAGCCUUGGCGGCCACCUUCUUGUGCUCGGCCUGUCGGCUGGGCCUCUCUUUGGCCUUCGGCAGUGGUGGCUGGGCUGGGGGAGGGGGCGUGGGAAGGGGCGUGGCCCUCUGCACGUCCGUCGACGCACAAGCUGCUGAGGGUGCUGUCGCUGCUGUGGGGGUUCCAUCUGAUGUAGUGGAACCACAAGCCCCGCUUGCAAGACACCCCGCUAGCGGAUCCAUCAUGGGACACGUCAGAGUCAAGCAGCUCCUCGACCGACACCAGCACGAUGGUCUUGGGAAGUCUGUCAAGGACCACUCCGCGAUCCAUCAGCUGGUCCAUCAGCAUCUGUGCGACUCUAGCAAUCUCCAUAAAGCGCCCGCCCGUUUCGUUAGCGCCCGCCUCAUCCUGCACCUGCUGGAUCGUCGCGCCGAUCGCCGCCUCCAAGUGCCUCUGCUCCUGUGGGGAUGGGCAUGUCGGCGGGGAGGGGUCGCCACUCUCGCACCCGUCGGCCAAACAAACACAGAGGGACUGCAUGAACGGACAUGCGGAAAGGGCAUGAUAAAAUGCGUGUGGUUGAUGUGUGCUUCCUUACCCCGUGUUUAUACAACCGAUGUGAGGAAGUGCUCAGCCCGAAUUUGUCGCUCCGCAGGCGAACACACAAGUAUCGGUGAUGGAGCAUGCGUUGCCUGAGGCCGGCAGCGACCUCGUGCUUCCACGCGCCACCAGGCCGACAAAUCGACUCAUUCGCCUGCUCGGCGAUCUCCGACACAAUCCAUGCUGCCUCGUCGGGAGGGACGAUGUUGCUAUGGUUGUCACGAGCGAGCAUGCGAUUGUACCCCUCCUCACUAACGCCGCACGCAUCUAGAGGAGUCUUCUCCUGACGCAGAUGGACGUCACAGACAUGUGGAUGCCUGUAUGUGUCCGUAUUGAUGUGUGUUCGCACCUUGAUAUCACUGUGCGGCGGCCCACGAGCCGUCUGCUUGGUGUCCGCCGAUGAUGUGGGCCCGUCGGGCGCGCCGAUUGUGCCGUCGAGAUGGGCCGGGAAGACGAAGGGCGACGAGCUGCCGACAAGGGCAGGGGCCUUACCCUGCUGCUGGGGGAGGUCUCUGUCGUGCUGGGGGAAGAAAAGGCCUGGCUCUUGCUCAUCCUCCUCGUGUGAGUCGCCGAGGUGCGUCUCGUCUGACGGCUUGGAGGAGUGGGGGUUCUUCUCCAGCAGGAUUCUCAACUCCUCCGAGAGGGAGUGGAGCAGGCUGAUGUUCCCCUGCUUCUGCACCUUGUCGGCACUAUCCUGGCUGCUGGUGGCACCCUUCUCGAGCCGCGAGUGCCGCUCCUUGCUGCCCUGACCGGCCUUGCUCUCAUCGUCAGACCCAUCGUCGUUGUAAGCCCGCCGGCGAGCCCGCCGCUGGGUGGCGCCUGAUGCCGAUGACGGCGGGAUGCCGAGGGUACUGUUGAGGUUGUUGCCGAAGAAGAGGGGCGAGCCCUGCUGGCCGAGGCAGUCGACCUCGCCCAGCUGUGAGGGGUCGCCAAAGUUGGGCAUCAUAUCUUGCUGCAGCUUCCUUUCUCGCUCCUUGUCCUCGUUUGAGUCGCUGAAGGUCGGUUUGGAGAAGUAGCGGUUCUGCUCGAUCUCUCCCUGACGCGACUGCAGCAGGCUGAGGUUCUCCUCAACCACGCUCAGCUGCCUUCGCCGUGCCGCAAUGUCCGCGGGGUCGCCUGGCUGCUCGUGGUCGUUUUCACCUUCACCACCUUCGUUGUCAUUGGCCUGAUUGUCGACAAUCCCGCCUCUGUCCCGCACCAUCUCGCGGAUCUUCUGGCGCAUCAUGACCUCGCUCAGUCCUGUCAGCUCCUUGUUGCCCAGCACCGAGUGGGGGCUGUCGUCCUCCUCAGAGCUGUGCCCGACAGCCAAACCCUCACACGCCCCUGAUGGAGCUGAUGGAGCCGAACCAAACUCCACGGGGCCAGCCAUGGCCUGUGCGGCCAGGCCCUGAGCCAGAUUGCGGCUGAGAAAGGCUCUGCCAGGGGUCGGGCCACCACCACCCUGCUGCUGCUGCUGCUGCUGUUGCUGCUGCUGCUUGAGGCGAGUGCUGCUGGCCUGUGGUGGGGCGGGGCGGCUGGGUUGGCGGCUCGAGAGGUCUGCAUCGUCAUCGCUGUCCUCUCUGCCGGCACCGACGCGAUCUGCGUUGGUUCCCGCCUGAUGAAUUCAGUCGAUCAACCAGCCAACCAACCAGUGACAGGCAUGCAGAGGUGUGUGUGCGUGUGCGUGCAUCUGGAUUUCUGCAUCUGUCUGUCUGUGUGUCUGUCUGUCUGUCUGUCUGUCGUGUCAUGAUUACCGACCUGGCUGUUCUGAAUUAUCUUCCCCACCCAGUCGUUCACAGCCUUCUUCUGUAGAGUGUCCUCUUCCUGUUGGGUCCCCUCGGUCGCCGAUCUCAUGCUCACCGGUUGCCCUUCCAAAUCCCGCUUCACAUCCCGCUCCCUCCCGCCUUCCCUGCGACUUGACGCCACGUGGCUCCUGCUCCCGCUCGCAACCCGGCGGCUCCCUGACGCCUCCUGACCUGGUCGUCUCGCCCGCAGGUAGUCGCCCUCCCUGACAGGCAGAGACUCCUCCUCAUUCUUGUCCUCGUAGAGAGCCUUCCUGGUGCUGCCGGUCAGGCCUUUGCGCAGGUUCUCGGAGAAUGAUGAUGUGCUCAUCGGCAGAAUGCGGUCCUGCUGCUUCUGCACCUUCUCGGGGUUCUCUUCCUGUUGGUUCCCCUCGGUCGCCGAUCUCAUGCUCACAGGCUGCCCCUCCACAUCCCGCUUCACACCCCUCUCCCUCUCGCUGCGACUCGACGCCACGUGGCUCCUGCUCCCGCCUGCAACCCGGCGGCUCCCUGACGCCUCCUGACCUGGUCGGCCCACUCGCAGGUUGUCGCCCUCUCUGACGGGCGGAGGCUCCUCCUCAUUCUUGUCCUCGUACAGCGCCCUCCUGGUGCUGCCGGUGAGGCCUUUGCGCAGGUUCUCGAAGAAUGAUGAUGUGCUCACCGGGUCAGCACCCUGCACGCUGUAUCCAUCUGACGCAGAGAGUGUGUUGGAGCAGACCUGCUGCACACACACGACAACAUCAUGCAUGGUGUGCGAUGACAACAUCUUGCUUUCCCGCCUUCUCGCGUUUGUUUUGCACACUGACCUGCUGCCUGGUCCGAGUGUUUUGGCCUCCACUGCCCGGCUCCACGUGUGGCCGCACCGCUCCCUCCCUCUCGGUGUGAGCAGCAGCCGCUGGGCGCCCGCUGCCAGCCAGGCCUCGCUGCUGCUUGAAGUCGCUCAUCACUCUGACGCGGGACUCGCGGCGGGAGAAUGCUCACGGCGAGCGAGAUCCGAUGAGGUGCAGAGUCAUCUGAGCUUCUCGACGAAACUUCACGAUCAGAUCUACUGAAUACAGACUGCUUCUCUCACGUGGUGCAUCCCUACAGCCCCUUUGGG